UUAAAUUCAACUUCUUCAUAAUGACAAAUGAGUGCUAUUAAAAUUUCAGCUGGAAACGCCAGUAGAAGAAUCCAUUUGUUUCACAUCUUACCAAAUCUACUCCAAGGCCCAUAAUGUUAUACAAGAUUAUCCUACUGCUAUCUCUUCAGAUAAGCCUCCUAGGAACAACUGAUGGUGGGAAUGUUUUGAUAUGGCCAAUGGAAGGUAGUCAUUGGCUAAAUAUUAAGAUAAUCAUAGAUGAGCUUAUUAAAAAAGAGCACAAUGUUACCGUCCUAGUUGCCUCCGGUGCACUCUUCAUCACACCAACUAAAAAAUCAUCUCUAACCUUUGAAGUAUAUAAGGUAUCCUUUGGAAAAGAAAAAGUGGAAGGUGUAAUAAAGAGUUUUGUUUUGACAUGGCUAGAAAAUAGACCAUCUCCUUCUACCAUUUGGACGUUCUACCAGGAAAUGGCCAAAGUCAUUGAAGACUUUCAUAUGAUAUCUAGAGAAAUUUGUGAUGGUGUUCUACAAAAUCCAAAGCUGAUGGAAGAACUAAAGAAAGCCAAGUUUGAAGUCCUGGUAUCAGAUCCUGUAUUUCCUUGUGGUGAUAUAGUAGCUUUGAAACUGGGGAUUCCGUUUAUGUACUCCCUGAGGUUUUCUCCAGCCUCAACAGUGGAAAAGCAUUGUGGGAAGGUACCAUACCCUCCUUCCUAUGUUCCUGCUGUUUUAUCAGAACUCUCCGACCAAAUGUCUUUCACUGAUAGAAUAAGAAAUUUCAUCUCCUACCACCUACAAGACUACAUGUUUAAUACUCUUUGGAAAUCAUGGGAUUCCUACUAUACUAAAGCUUUGGAUGGUAGCCACUGGUUGAAUAUUAAGAUCAUUCUGGAAGAGCUGAUUCAAAGAAAUCACAGUGUGACUGUACUGGCUUCCUCAGAAACUCUGUUCAUAAACUCCAACCCGGACCCAUCUGUGAAUUUUGAGGUGAUUCCUACUUCCUACAAGAAGAGUAAUAUAGAUGAACUGAUUGAACAUAUGAUAAUGUUGUGGAUAAAUCACAGACCAACUCCACUCACACUCUGGAAGUUCUACAAAGAACUAGGAAAACUCUUAGAUACCUUCUUUCGAAUUAAUUUACAAAUCUGUGAGGGAGUGCUAAACAAUUCCAGGUUAAUGACAAGACUUCAGAAAGGUGGCUUUGAUGUGUUAGUAGCAGACCCAGUAACAAUCUGUGGUGAUCUGGUUGCUCUGAAAUUAGGCAUUCCAUUUAUUUACACCUUGAGAUUCUCUCCAGCUUCAACAGUGGAAAGACACUGCGGAAAAAUCCCAGCACCAGCCUCCUAUGUACCAGCAGCCUUAUCAGAACUCACUGACCAAAUGACCUUUGGUGAAAGGGUUAAAAACACCUUAUCUUAUUCUCUGCAAGAUUAUAUUUUUCAGUCUUAUUGGGGAGAAUGGAAUUCAUACUACAGCAAAAUUCUAGGAAAACCCACUACAUUAUGUGAGACUAUGGGAAAAGCUGAAAUUUGGCUAAUCAGAACUUAUUGGGAUUUUGAAUUUCCUCGUCCUUAUUUACCUAACUUUGAGUUUGUUGGAGGCUUGCACUGUAAACCUGCCAAACCUUUACCUAAGGUUUUAUGGAGAUACAAAGGAGUAAAGCCAGCCACAUUAGGAGCAAAUACUCGACUGUAUGAUUGGAUACCCCAGAAUGACCUUCUUGGUCACCCCAAAACAAAAGCCUUCAUUACUCACGGUGGAACAAAUGGGCUCUAUGAAGCUAUUUAUCAUGGGGUUCCUAUGGUGGGAUUGCCUAUGUUUGCGGAUCAGCCUGAUAACAUUGCCCACAUGACGGCUAAAGGAGCAGCUGUGGAUCUGAAUAUGAACACAAUGACAAGUGCAGAUUUGUUCAAUGCUUUGAAAACAGUCAUUAAUGAUCCUUAUUAUAAAGAGAAUGCAAUGAGGUUAUCAAGAAUUCAUCAUGAUCAGCCUGUAAAGCCCCUGGAUCGAGCUGUCUUCUGGAUAGAGUUUGUCAUGCGCCACAAAGGAGCCAAGCAUCUUCGCCCAGCUGCCCAUGACCUUACCUGGUUCCAGUACCAUUCUUUGGAUGUCAUUGGGUUCCUACUGGCCUGUGUAGCAACUGCUAUAUUAUUAGUCACUAAAUGUUGUUUAUUUUCUUGGCAAAAGUUUGGGAGAACAGGAAAAAAGAAAAAGAGAGAUUAGAGUUGUCCAAGUUGAAAAA
Molecule: messenger RNA, 2217 nt
Organism: Elephantulus edwardii (Cape elephant shrew)
Lineage: Eukaryota; Metazoa; Chordata; Mammalia; Macroscelidea; Macroscelididae
Gene: UGT2A2
Product: UDP glucuronosyltransferase 2 family, polypeptide A2
Exons: 7
Coding region: 114-2198 (694 amino acids)
Molecular function (GO): UDP-glycosyltransferase activity
Source: RefSeq, a predicted model, not a curated record